Messenger RNA from Gambusia affinis (western mosquitofish), 3085 nucleotides. RefSeq names its product tripartite motif containing 37 (gene trim37). The transcript has 23 exons. Gene Ontology annotation, biological process: negative regulation of centriole replication; protein autoubiquitination. Gene Ontology annotation, cellular component: aggresome; peroxisome. Bases 331 to 3069 code for a protein of 912 amino acids. Gene Ontology annotation, molecular function: tumor necrosis factor receptor binding; ubiquitin protein ligase activity; zinc ion binding. The record is from RefSeq and is a predicted model, not a curated record. NCBI's taxonomy places the organism in Eukaryota, Metazoa, Chordata, Actinopteri, Cyprinodontiformes, Poeciliidae.
AAGAAGCUGAUCGCUAGGGGACAGUGCAAACAGCUACAUCUUCUGUUUGGCCCAGAAUGUGGCCUUUUCAGGAAAACACUCUAUUGUGAUGUUCUUACAAACCUAACCGAGCUAUUUUUUUGUUUUUUGUUUUAACGUAAAUUGUUUUGUUGAACGUGUUCUUUGCAAACUGAUGGCGAUGUUGUAAUAUGAUGCAGCCAUUUGUGACGGUUUGUUGAUCAGGUGAAGCGGACGGAGCCGAGGAGGAGCCUCCGAAGAGGUGCUGCAUGUUUACUUUAUUCCAAACAACUUUUUUAAGUUACUGAACCUGACAACUUCAAACUGGCUGAAAUGGAUGAACAAAGUGUUGAGAGCAUUGCUGAGGUGUUUCGCUGCUUCAUCUGCAUGGAGAAACUGAGGGAUGCACGCCUCUGCCCCCACUGCUCCAAACUCUGCUGCUUCAGCUGCAUUCGGCGAUGGCUGACUGAGCAGAGAGCCCAAUGUCCACAUUGUCGAGCUCCACUGCAGCUGAGGGAACUAGUGAACUGUCGCUGGGCCGAGGAAGUCACUCAGCAGCUAGACACCCUGCAGCUCUGCAGCCUCACCAAACACGAGGACAACGACAAAGACAAAUGUGAAAACCACCAUGAGAAGUUGAGUGUUUUCUGCUGGACCUGUAAGAAAUGCAUCUGCCACCAGUGUGCCCUCUGGGGAGGAAUGCACGGCGGCCACACCUUCAAGCCUUUGGUAGAGAUUUAUGAACAACAUGUUACCAAGGUGAAGGAGGAAGUGGGAAAACUGCGCCGUCGCCUCAUGGAGCUCAUUAGUUUGGUACAGGAAGUGGAGAGAAACGUGGAGGCUGUGAGGGGAGCGAAGGACGAGAGGGUGAGGGAGAUCCGGAAUGCAGUGGAAAUGAUGAUCGCUCGUCUGGACAACCAGCUGAAGAACAAACUCAUCACUCUCAUGGGCCAGAAGACGUCUUUGACCCAGGAGACGGAGCUGCUGGAAUCUCUGCUGCAGGAGGUUGAACAUCAGCUACACUCGUGUAGUAAGAGUGAACUGAUCUCUAAGAGCCCAGAGAUCCUGCUCAUGUUCCAGCAGGUCCAUCGUAAACCCAUGCAGUCGUUCGUCACCACGCCGGUCCCACCGGACUUCACUAGUGAGCUGGUUCCUGCGUAUGAUUCCAGCACUUUUGUUCUCAUCAACUUCAGCACUCUGAGGCAGCGGGCUGACCCAGUUUACAGUCCUCCUCUGCAGAUAUCUGGCCUUUGCUGGAGGCUUAAAGUUUACCCAGAUGGUAACGGUGUUGUCCGUGGAAACUAUCUGUCUGUGUUCCUCGAGCUGUCUGCUGGACUUCCUGAAACCUCAAAAUAUGAGUACCGUGUUGAGAUGGUGCACCAGGCGUCCAGAGACCCGACCAAGAACAUCAUCCGAGAGUUUGCUUCAGACUUCGAGAUUGGUGAAUGUUGGGGCUACAACCGUUUCUUCAGAUUGGACCUGCUGGCCAGCGAGGGCUACUUGAACAUGCAGACCGACACACUGGUCCUUCGCUACCAGGUUCGCUCACCUACAUUUUUCCAGAAGUGCAGAGAUCAGUACUGGUACAUCAGCCAGUUGGAGUCGGCUCAGAGCGGCUACAUACAACAGAUCAACAACCUCAAAGAGAGGCUGGCCAUUGAGUUGUUUCGCCGUCAGACAUCCCGCAGUUCCUCACCCCCCGACCUGAGACUGACUGCAGGCACUGCGGCGUCUGAGAGAGACCCUGGCUCAGUGAAGAGUGAUGACGACGCCCAGACCAUUUUGAGCAACUCAAAGAAAGGAGAAGAGGAGGAGAGAACGCAGCAUGACGACUCAAAUGAACUGUCUGACGGAGACCUGGAGGUUGAUUGCCUCACUGAGGAGGAGGUGAACCCGCUGGAUGGCAGCAGCACCUCAGGAAGCUCCACAGCCACCAGCAACACCGAGGAGAACGACAUAGACGAAGAGACCAUGUCAGGGGAAAAUGAUGUAGACUUUAUGGGAAGCCUGGAGGCAGAAGAAGGAGAGCUUUCUGAAGACCUGGCCGGAGCCACAGGUGGAUUCAGCUCCAGCAUGCUCUCAUCGCAUCGAGGCGUGACUGCAGGUCGUAGUAGCGCCGUGGGCGCAGCUUCUGCUCCUCCCGUUGCGGGUGCUGUUGGGCCAGGCAGCAGCAGCCUUCUGGAAAUCGAUCCAGUCAUCCUGAUCCAGCUGCUGGACCUGAAGGAGCGCAGCAGUGUGGAAUCUCUGUGGGGCCUCCAGCCUCGGCCCCCGGUAUCUCUGCUCCACAGCCAAGCCCAUGCUCACUCCAGAAAAGAGCGGGAGCGGCGGCCACAGGUGGUGCGGCGAUCAGCUCCGGACUCAGGCGUGUUGAUCCGGCUUAAGGCUCAGAUGGCAGAGGUCCGCAGCAAGAUGGCUGACGUCAAGAGUCAAGUUCUGGAGACGCGCGAGUCUGGGGAGCCCAGACCCGGCCCAUCUGGUGGCUUCGGCAUGGAGGAGGCUUCAGCUCAUUCUGCCAGUCCAGAGCUGCCGGCUUGCCACAAGGGCGACGGUCUGGAGCAGGUGGGACGAGCAGCUGCGACCCGAUCCAAGGCCUGCCGACCCACCAGGAAGUCUCUGUCUCCUGUUCUGGACAGCAGCGGAGGAUCUCUGCUUGUGAAAAGGAGGAGCUCCGAGGACAUGAAGGACGACCUCAGAGGAGCAGAGUCCGCUGCAGAGCUCAGCCUGCAUCCUAAAGAUGGAACAGGAGCUGGAGAGGGAGAGCUCCAAUCUGAAGCCACCAGUGGACCCCUUGUGUCUCUGAGCUCCUCCUCGUCAGAUCAAGCCUCCACCAGCACCAAGCAAAAGUGCUCAGCAGAGAAACAUCUGUACGCCACGUCAGGGCCAAGAGACGAGACCUUCUCCCUGGGAGGACCGAGCUACAUAACUGCCAGCAAGGCCUGCAGCGGCAGGACUCUGGGGCCCACUGUGUUGGAGUGUGAGUUGGAAAGCUCGAGAAGCUCCCAUCAGUCCCUGCUGGAGGGAAUUUCUGUGCCAGCACAGUCAAAUGAGGGUGGGUUCAGUAGAUCUAUGUAGCAUUAACUGCGCUUUU